Durotheca rogersii is the source of this 351-nucleotide messenger RNA. RefSeq lists its product as uncharacterized. The transcript has a single exon. The record is from RefSeq and is a predicted model, not a curated record. Bases 1 to 351 code for a protein of 116 amino acids. NCBI's taxonomy places the organism in Eukaryota, Fungi, Ascomycota, Sordariomycetes, Xylariales, Xylariaceae. Gene Ontology annotation, molecular function: nucleic acid binding.
AUGGACAAGGACCCAGGCCGCGGCCCCCACCCAGUGUGGAAUCACGAGAUACAGCUCACCAACCUCCCUGUGGACUGCAAGCCUGACGACCUAGUGAAAGUUACCGAAAACAUCGGAACUUUGCGCAGCAUACAUAUUGUUCAGGUCAAGCCAGACGACAAAGACAACUCGGGAAGCAACGCGGAGGGCAACAGCCAGCCGAAGAAGGAGCCAACUUCCAUGGCCUGUAUUAUGUUCGACGACCGCAAGGACGCCAAGAUCUUCGUCUCGGCGUAUGAUAAGGAACCUCUCAUCAUUUCUGGGCGCAAGAUCGGUAUGCUUCGCCAUGCCGUCUUACUCGGCUGGGAGUAA